This is a messenger RNA of Branchiostoma belcheri (Belcher's lancelet), 636 nucleotides long. Its product is annotated as 26S proteasome non-ATPase regulatory subunit 10-like. The coding region runs from base 97 to 609 and encodes 170 amino acids. Gene Ontology annotation, molecular function: protein binding. The record is from RefSeq and is a predicted model, not a curated record. Lineage: Eukaryota; Metazoa; Chordata; Leptocardii; Amphioxiformes; Branchiostomatidae. The transcript has 5 exons.
GUUUCCGCCCCACAGAAGGGCACGACGGCGCUGCACCACGCGGCAGGGGCAGGGUACGCACCGGCGGUAGACGCGCUCAUCGACCUCAGGGUGGACAUGGAUGCCGUGGAUCAGGACGGGAACUCUGCCCUUCACUGGGCUGUAUCCAGCGGACACCAGGAGGCGAUGGAAUCUCUGGUGGAAGGCGGGAUAGAUGUCAACAUACAGAACAAAUUCCAGGAGACAGCCCUGCACAUGGCGUCCAGAAUGAACCGCCUCGCGAUGGUGCAGGUUCUGUUGGCGUACGGGUCCAACGUGCACCGCAGAAACACGGAGUAUGCCAUCGCCAUGCAGUACGCUGCUCACUCCAUCAACCCAAGAAUAGCUCGCAGUUUAGCCACCUUCGGGUCAGACGUCAACAUCGCUUGCUUCACCAAGAAAGGUAAAGUAAAGAAAGGUGUCCUUAAAGAGAAGAAAGAACCGCCGCUGGGGAAGGUAUCACCAAUCAGCUCACCUAGACUGCCUUCAUGGAGGAGAGAGGAAAUUCAGGCACUAGAGAAUCUGCCACAACUGGACAGCUACUACCCUGAUGAUGCAGCCCGAAGGGAGAGCACGGGGUUCAGGCACUAGGAAUCCUACUACAGGUGGACACCUAUC